CCAAAUAGAAGAGAAAUGUUUCAUAUUCUGUCAGAUAUAUCUCCUUAUGAUAAACUACUAAUUUUAACGGUAGCCAACAUAACAGGUAGUAAAAAGUUACCAAAUUAACGCAGAAAAUUGAAUAUUUAAAAUAUAAAACUGAAAUAUCUGAAACAGAGUAUAUAUACAUAAAUAGUAUUUGUUUAUUUGAUAAAACGUUUGAUGUGCAACAUAUAUAAAUAAAAAAUAUUUUAUUUUAAGAAGAAAACUAAUUUAUAAGUUGUAACUUCAAUAUAAACAGGUGAAAGAAUAUUGAAUAAUGUUGCCACAUCUGAUUCAAUGUAAUGAAUAUUUAUUUGUGUCAAUGAAAAUAUGUAAAUAAAUGUUAGGUAUAUCGAAAAAUUGUAUAAACAUCAACAUUACUUUACCGUUACUGAAAUACAAUGUAGUAUAAGUUGCUAUAGUAAGUACAUAUAUAGGUGAAUUCAUCUUGUAAGCGCCUGCUCCGUGGAUAUUAUAAUAUCACGACGGAGUUUUGUUGAACGUUGAACGAUAGUUUUUCAAGAAGUAUUUUUUAGCGAGAAACUAAAUACAUAACGGUGUUGUUUUAUAUGAUUUGUAAGAAAGACAUAUCUAAAUGGAGACGCAAAGCAAUGUUAUAAGGCUAUCGAAGGAAGAUAUUCCGUUAAUAUCUAAACCGCGAAAUGACAAUUCCUGGACAAGAUGUUGUACCUGGAUGUUAAGAAGAUGUUGUAGAGAACGUGAGUUAAGAGCUAGAGUUAUUCACAUUGGUCAGCCUAUGCAUGAAAAGUUUCCUACUAAUGUCAUAAGGAAUCAAAAAUAUAAUGUUGUUACAUUUUUGCCUUUGGUUCUCUUCCAACAAUUUAAAUUUUUCUUAAAUCUAUACUUUUUGCUUAUGGCUAUAUCUCAGUUCAUACCAGAUAUAAGAAUAGGAUACCUAUAUACUUAUUGGGGACCUUUAUGUUUCGUGUUAACUGUUACAAUUUGUCGGGAAGCAAUUGAUGAUUUCAGACGAUACAAGAGAGACAAAGAAGUGAAUGCCCAGAAAUAUUACAGAUUAGUGAAAGGUUUUGAUACCCCAGAGCUAAUACCAAGUUCUAAAUUGCGUGUGGGUGAUUUGGUAAUUGUGGAGAAAGGUCAGAGAGUUCCAGCUGAUUUGGUUUUAUUACGAACGACUGAGAAAUCUGGCGCGUGCUUUGUAAGAACAGAUCAGUUGGAUGGAGAAACGGAUUGGAAACUGCGAUUAGCCGUACCUGCUACACAAAAAUUGGAGAAUAAUUCACAAUUGUUCGAUAUAAAAGCUAGUAUAUAUGUGGAAAAGCCACAAAAGGAUAUUCACAGCUUUAUCGGAACAUUUACGAGGUACGAUGGAUACAGUAGCGAAGAAAGUUUAGGCGUUGAUAAUACAUUAUGGGCAAACACAGCUGUUGCGUCCGGUUCGGCGCUCGGUAUCGUUGUAUACACAGGACAAGAGACUAGAUCUCUCAUGAAUCAUUCUGCGCCACGAUCAAAAGUUGGUUUACUAGAUCAAGAGAUAAAUCAGUUGACAAAGGUCUUAUUUUGUGCUGUAAUUGGAUUAGCAUUGGUAAUGAUGUCUUUGAAAGGAUUUAACGGGCCAUGGUAUCGUUAUAUGUUUCGUUUCGUUUUAUUGUUCUCCUAUAUAAUACCAAUCAGUUUAAGAGUGAAUUUGGAUACGGGGAAAGCUUUUUACGCGUGGUGUAUACAAAGAGACAAGGAAAUUUCUGGAACGGUUGUAAGAACCACUACCAUCCCGGAGGAACUUGGUCGCAUUUCCUAUCUGUUAAGCGACAAGACGGGCACAUUGACACAGAAUAAAAUGGUUUUCAAGAAGUUGCAUUUAGGAAUGAUAUCUUACGGUCAAGAGACGUUCGACGAAGUUAUGAAUGUACUAAAAACCUAUUACUCUUCUACGUCUGAAACAUCACCGGUAAAGCCGUCGAUAUCUGCGCACAGUGGAAAAGUAAGAAGAUCCGAAAGUACAAGGAUAUACGAUGCAGUGCACGCUUUAGCAUUGUGCCACAAUGUAACACCGGUUUACGACGAAGUAAAUAAAGCAACUAAUUUGGACACAGUAAGCGUCCAAACAGGAGAAACAGGAGAUUCUGGUUCUAUUCAAAGUCAAACAGAAGCGGAUCAGCAUUAUUAUUUGCCAGAACAGAAACGCAAUUACCAGGCUUCCAGUCCGGACGAAGUGGCAUUGGUUAAAUGGACGGAAGAAAUGGGAUUGGCAUUAGUGAAACGGGAUUUAAAUUUUAUGCAGCUGAAAGCUCCAAAUGGAAAAAUUUUAAACUAUGCGAUUUUACAAAUAUUUCCAUUCACAUCGGAGACCAAACGAAUGGGGAUAAUAGUAAAAGAAGAAUCCAGUUCUGAAAUAAUAUUUUAUCUGAAAGGGGCGGACGUAGUGAUGUCCGGAAUAGUGCAGUAUAAUGAUUGGCUUGAAGAAGAGUGCGGCAACAUGGCACGUGAAGGCUUAAGAACGUUAGUUGUUGCAAAGAAGAAUCUAACGGAAGAACAGUAUCUUGAUUUUGAAGCAAGAUACAAUGCGGCCAGGAUGAGUGUCAGUGAUCGUGUCUCAAGAGUCGUGGCGGUUAUUGAAAGUUUAGAAAGGGAGAUGGAGUUACUAUGCGUGACCGGUGUUGAAGAUAGAUUACAGGAUAGAGUAAGGCCAACGUUGGAAUUAUUAAGAAAUGCUGGAAUUAAGAUAUGGAUGUUAACGGGUGAUAAACUGGAAACCGCUACUUGCAUAGCAAAAUCUUCACGUUUGGUUUCACGAACACAAGGUCUUCACGUAUUUAAAUCAGUGGUAACUCGCACAGACGCACAUUUAGAAUUAAACACAUUUCGUAAAAAACAAGACUGUGCCUUAGUUAUCAGCGGAGAUUCUUUGGAGGUUUGCUUGCAAUAUUAUGAACAAGAAUUUUUGGAAUUGGCCUGCGGUUCACCUGCUGUUGUCUGCUGUCGAUGUUCACCCACUCAGAAAGCCGAAGUCGUCAGUCUUAUUCAAAGACAUACAGGAAAAAGAACCGCAGCUGUCGGAGAUGGUGGUAACGAUGUAUCUAUGAUACAAGCAGCAGAUGCUGGUAUAGGUCUGGAAGGUCUUGAAGGGAGACAGGCUUCUUUAGCGGCAGAUUUUUCUAUUUCUCAGUUUAGCCAUUUGGCUAACCUCCUGUUGGUUCAUGGACGAAGAAGUUACAAACGGUCUGCCGCUUUAAGUCAGUUCGUUAUUCAUAGAGGUUUAAUUAUCUCAACCAUGCAAGCUGUAUUCUCUGCAGUUUUUUAUUUGUCUUCGGUAUCCUUGUAUCAGGGAUUUUUAAUGGUUGGUUAUGGAACGAUAUAUACAAUGUUUCCCGUAUUUUCUUUGGUGUUAGACAAAGAUGUAUCGGGAAAAAUAGCACUUACUUAUCCGGAACUUUAUAAAGAACUUAGUAAAGGUCGAUCGUUGUCUUACAAGACGUUUUUCAUGUGGAUUUUAAUAAGCAUAUAUCAAGGUGGUGUUAUAAUGUACGGGGCCCUUAUAAUGUUUGAAGAUGAAUUCAUUCAUAUAGUGGCAAUUAGUUUCACCGCACUUGUUUUAACGGAAUUAAUUAUGGUAGCCUUGACGAUCAGAACAUGGCAUCAUAUUAUGAUACUUGCAGAAAUUUUUUCAUUGGCACUAUAUCUGUUAUCUUUGGUCGUUCUUAAGGAUUAUUUCGAUGCCGAGUUUAUCAAGACAACGGACUUUUUGUGGAAAGUAUUGUUGAUAACUUUAAUUUCCUGCAUGCCAUUGUAUAUUUUAAAAUUCUUGCGAAAAAAGUUUUCACCUCCUAGUUACACUAAAUUAUCUUAAGCUUCAUACAGCUAUCUCAUUUGGUACAUACAAUUAACAAUCGUACAAAAAAUUGAAAGCUCUACUUUUGUUGAAGUGAUAAAAAAAAAGAUUUAUUUGCAAAGUUA
Molecule: messenger RNA, 3954 nt
Organism: Osmia bicornis bicornis
Lineage: Eukaryota; Metazoa; Arthropoda; Insecta; Hymenoptera; Megachilidae
Product: probable phospholipid-transporting ATPase IIB
Exons: 13
Coding region: 617-3847 (1076 amino acids)
Biological process (GO): retrograde vesicle-mediated transport, Golgi to endoplasmic reticulum; endocytosis; phospholipid translocation
Cellular component (GO): plasma membrane; endosome; trans-Golgi network
Molecular function (GO): ATPase-coupled intramembrane lipid carrier activity; ATP hydrolysis activity; magnesium ion binding
Source: RefSeq, a predicted model, not a curated record